CUUACUAUGGCGUUGAUACUAAGAGCAAUGAGCUGAAUGGCCACAGAACAGAGUAUGCAAAACUAAUCAUAUCAGGGAACUGUGAUGUUACUCAGCAUAUUGGCUACUGCAUGUAUGUUCUUGAAGAUCAUGAUGUGUACAGCCACUUUAGGCUCAGGAGAAGCAGCACUCCCUUGGAAGUAUAA
Ilex paraguariensis (yerba mate) is the source of this 185-nucleotide messenger RNA. The record is from the annotation of a GenBank genome assembly. Lineage: Eukaryota; Viridiplantae; Streptophyta; Magnoliopsida; Aquifoliales; Aquifoliaceae.